UGUUGUGUGGGUUUUUUUGGCCGUUUUUUCCCAGCAUGCUUUGCCAGCGCACUGUUUUGUCAGAACACCGGGAGCACGGAUUAUAACGGAAUUGAUUUGUCGACGACCUCCAGCAGCUGAAAAAUGUCAGACGCGGUCCAGGAGAAGAUCAAGAACUACAGGACGGCUCCGUUUGAUGCCCGCUUCCCCAACACCAACCAGACACGCAACUGUUUCCAGAACUACCUGGACUUCCACAGAUGUAACAAAGUUCUGUCAGCCAAAGACCAGGACACGGCUCCCUGUGACUGGUACCGCAGAGUCUACAAGAGUCUCUGCCCAAUCAGCUGGGUUCAGAAAUGGGACGAUCAGAUAGAGGCAGGAAGCUUCCCUGGGAAGAUUUAAGGAAAUGUUGAUCUCCAUCCAAUUGUCUCAUCUUAAGAUAUAAAAGUGAAAAACUCCAAUAUUUCUGUACAAAAAUGUCAUAAUAAAAUGUUACUAUGAGUCA
Molecule: messenger RNA, 487 nt
Organism: Maylandia zebra (zebra mbuna)
Lineage: Eukaryota; Metazoa; Chordata; Actinopteri; Cichliformes; Cichlidae
Product: cytochrome c oxidase subunit 6B1
Cellular component (GO): respiratory chain complex IV; mitochondrion
Source: RefSeq, a predicted model, not a curated record